Molecule: messenger RNA, 3887 nt
Organism: Zea mays
Lineage: Eukaryota; Viridiplantae; Streptophyta; Magnoliopsida; Poales; Poaceae
Exons: 3
Coding region: 1211-3598 (795 amino acids)
Molecular function (GO): protein dimerization activity; DNA binding
Source: RefSeq, a predicted model, not a curated record
CAGCAGAGAGCGGACACUGAGAGCUCGAUAUGCUUCGGUUAAUGGAGGGAGAAGACGGCGUUGUGAACGGCCGUAAGGGCAAAAUCGGCAGGGAGCAACACGGGCCCACCUACCAGGUACGCCAGAAGCUGUCGUGACCUCUCCUGGCGAGUGACAGCGCUUGAGCGACCCAUUUUUACGACCUGAGCUAGCGCAGGCGUAUUUUGCAGAGCGGCAGUUUAGAACGACCUAUUUUGAUAAAUUCCUCCCGUCCAUCAGGUGCUGCUGCGAUGCAAUGAACAGCGUGAUGCAAUGGGGUGGGUCGAAAUGAGUUCUAUGGGCUGGGUGGAAAUGGGUUUCGAUAGCUAGCGGGCCGGGGCGGGUUGGGUUCACUGCGAUGCGGGUUGGGGCGGGUCGGAGUGGGUAGGGCCGUAGGGCACGUCGGGUCGAUCUGCCGUCCGCUCCCGGCUCCCGCAGAAAUAGAGCGGCAACGCCGCCGGCCCGCGGCCCGCCGCCGCCGUUCCCGCGUGACCUUCUCCAGCGAGGCGGCGACGUCCGUUGAUCCAGGUGCGCCUCCUCUUGCUCUCCUCCCCUAUCUAUUCUCCGCAUCAUCCCCUGCCCUGCUGAAGUAGCGCCCAGCUCGUAUUUCACCGCCGCCGCCGCCGCCACCCUGGCCGCCGGGAGUCGCUACCACCGGAACCCGUGCUGGAUUCGCGCUGGUACCCCCCCACCUUCUUCUUGGCGCCACAUAGCUUGUACUACAUUCUGUAAUUAACUGAGGAUUUUUGGGUGCUCGAUCUGUUUUACAAUUGUAGCCCUAUUCUCUCUCCAUUAUUAUGAAGAUUGGCCCCCAGUGCUGCUAGUCUCACUUAGUCUUCUACAAUUUUGCACGUACAUAUACAUAUGAUCCAUUUUUAUAUAAGUGUAAGCAGUAAGUUACAAGUUCAAAAAUUAGCCAAGUUUAGUGACAGAUAGUUCACUCUGAACUCUGAAGGACAACUCAAGGAAAUUAAAUUGUAGUUUUCUUUCAGUUCAAAGGAUCCUCAUAUCUGCCCUGAUUCGACACCAGGUUCUGCGACUUCCCUUGACUGGUGUGGUGGGCUGGUGGCGCGCUUGCGUUCCUCUCUUCACAGGCCCCUCGGUGCGCAGUGGUGGAUUUGUCCUUCUGAUUUGCAGCUCUGACGACAGUGGGACCACUGACCGAGAAGGCAGCAAUUCGUUGGGAGCAGACAUGGAUCACUCUGAUGAGCAUGACAGUGAUGACAUGAAAGUAGGGGCAGCUUCUGAUGGCCCCUCCAGACUCAGAAAAAAGAGGUCCAAGGUUUGGGACGAAUACGAGCCCAUCAUUGUAGAUGGAGCAAUUCAGAGCGCGGAAUGCCGCUACUGCCAUAUGCACAUGAGUUGCAGAGGUGCUGAUGGUCAGUCCAAUGGGACAAGCCAUUUGUGGCGACACCAGAAAAUUUGCCGAGCAAAAGAUGAGUUUUGUCCAAGCCAACUGCAACAGGAUGCAGACUUUUCAUCUGUGAUUAAUGAAGUAGAGCCGCUGGAACAAAUUCUUCCAGAUUCACUUGAUGAGAUAAAGUUGGUGACUCAUAGUGAGAAUAGCAAAUUCAGGUCAAAGGUCUGGAAGGAUUUUAUACCAUUCUAUGUUCAAGGGAGAGUCCAGGGUGCUGACUGUGUUCAUUGCCACAAGCGACUCACUGCAGAUAAAGGUAGAAGCCAUUUGAACCGGCAUACUCAGACUUGUCCUGCACGAAGUGGAAAUAUCCUAAAUCAUCAGAAAGGUGUGUCGUUCCAGUCCAAUCUACCGAGUUCUAAAUCUAGCCUUCAAGAUGAGCUUUCACCUGCCUUGACAAAUGGCAAAAUUCAGAUUGCAGAAUAUGCUAGUAAGUUCCUCAAAGGCAGCUCUAGCGAUGCAAGCCUUGUGGAACGUCAUGUUCUAGCUUUACCAGCAAUGUAUGAUAUGAAUCCCUCAGAGAAAAGCACCCCAUCAGCUCAGACUGCUGCUGAUAGAACCAGGAAAACUGACCAGGAAGCAUCUUAUCUAGAAUUAACUAGAAUGGUUAUUUCACAUGGCUAUCCCUUGUCAAUUGUCGAGCAUGAAGAAAUGAGAAGAUUUGCAAAGAGCCUAAACCCCACAUUCAACAUGGCUUCAAGCAUUGAUAUAGAAGAGUAUUCAACUCUUUUGUUUCAGAAAGAAAAGGCUGACCUUAAGGAAAGAAUUGCACUUCUGUCCCGUCGGGUUUCCUUGUCAGCAAGUGUUUGGGCUCCUGAUGGAGCUGAGGCCUCGGUGAAGUAUCUCUGUUUGGCAGUGCAUUUUAUUGAUUCUGAUUGGAAACUUCAAAGGAAAACCAUCAAAUUUGGCGUGUUUUGGUCCUUGCCUACUAGUUUGGAAAGGAUGAUACAGUUUAAGGAGGCCUGUGUGCUAGAUUCUGAUAUUGGACCAUUUAAUGUCAUACAGGAAGCUUUAAGGGAUUGGAAUCUUGAUCAGAAGCAUUUCAGCUUGACAUCUGGCAGUGAAAUUAGAAACGACGAGGGAACCUCAAAGCUGAUGGACUUGCUCAUCCAAAGGAAAUGCCUUCCUAUAAGAGGUGAGCUAUACAAUAUCGAUUGUGUGAAUGAUGUACUUAACAACAUUGUCUCGAAAGGGCAACAAGUGCUUUGUCAUGUUGGUAACAUACUAGAGACAUUUAUUCGGGCACAUAUGUCCUCAUCUCUGACUCGACAGCAACUUCUAGAAGCUGUUGCACAUAUGGGAUUGAAGUGCCCACACGAAGAUGCAAAAUGGUGGCACAUAAUAUACUUUAGGCUUGAAGUUCUUCUGCAUUUCAAGAAGGCAUUUCCAUCUGAAGAAUUGUUAUCUGCAGGAGACAACAAAGCUGUUGAGUCUGUUUGCAGGAUACUCAGGGCUUUUUAUCAUGCUGUCGAAGUGAUUUGUAGCCCUAUCUGCCCCACAUCAAAUGUGUACUUCAAUGAACUGUGGAAAGUUAGAACAGUUUUGCAAGAAGAAGCAUCAACUGAUCUCAUUGAACUUGCUAACAUGGUUUGGGAGAUGCAGGAAGCAUUCAAUGAGUAUUGGCAAAAUUCAUACUUGUGGCUUUCGAUACCUGUUGUUCUUGAUCCCAGAUUCAAAAUUACUUUUAUCGAGUUCCGUUUAAAGCGAGCUUUUGGUACCAAUGCGGAAAAGUAUGUAUCUGCCAUUCGUGAUACAAUAAGGGAGCUGUUCCAUGAGUAUUGUGGUCUUUCAAAUAACUUGGGUGGUGAUACAUCAACUCGUGAAGUUGAGUUGGAUGAAUUUGACAGUGACUCAUUGGAAGAUUGGGACGAACAUCUUAAUGCACAGACAAGGAACCAACAAUUGAGAGAACUUGACAACUACCUUGAAGAUGGUAUUGUCCCAAGGAAGGAUGAUUUUGAUAUUUUGAACUGGUGGAUGAGUAAUUCUACAAAGUAUCCAACCCUUUCAAUUAUGGCACGUGAUGUCCUGGCAGUGCCAGCUUCUGCUGUUAAUUUUGAGGCCGCAUUAAGCGGUAAGGUAAAUGUGAUACAUAAGCAAUGGAGCACAUUAAAUAUCAAAACAAUUGAGGCUCUUGUAUGUACCCGAGAUUGGGUUAAAUAGAAUGGUAAGCUCUUCUAACCCCGGGAAUACAGGAUGAUACCGCAAGAGUACACCGUGUGCUGUAUAUCAGACAUCUCGCAGGCACAGAGCCAUUGGUAAUGGAAUGGAAGCUACGAAACGUGGGCUUCCGGGUGUUGUUCGUUCACAUGUAUUGUGCAUUGUUGUCUAGUGAUUUUCUUAUGGUAUUAGGGCAGAUUAAUUGUACAGUGACAAUGGCGUCCGUGCUGCUCUUUAGCCUGAUUGAGAGAGUUCUUGUAUGACGGCAAUAGAAAGCAAUUUGAGUAGUCUA